Molecule: messenger RNA, 1385 nt
Organism: Volvox carteri f. nagariensis
Lineage: Eukaryota; Viridiplantae; Chlorophyta; Chlorophyceae; Chlamydomonadales; Volvocaceae
Exons: 7
Coding region: 240-833 (197 amino acids)
Biological process (GO): protein deubiquitination
Molecular function (GO): deubiquitinase activity
Source: RefSeq, a predicted model, not a curated record
UCCAAUCAAAGUGCCGAUUGUGGCUUCUGAUGUGCUUGAAUUUCUGUGCAAAGAAAGUUUAGGCUUCUCAUUUCCAUUCCAUGAGGUAGUUAUUGUACAAACAUAUCGUAGCAUUUUGUUAGCACUACUUCUGGACCUACAAUAUUGCUUGCUGUAGCUAACAGUCAUUACUUUCACGGCCAGCGCACGGGCUGCACUAAGCCGCCCUGGGCGGCUUUCAUACUGUUCUAAGGACCGCUAUGGCACCAGUGGUUUUGAAUAUAUACGACCUAGCACCUCAGAAUAACUGGACAUAUUGGUGCGGCGUUGGUAUUUUCCACUCUGGUGUCGAGGUAUACGGUGUGGAGUAUGCUUAUGGAGGGCACGACUAUGAUUAUUCAGGAGUGUUUGCUACGAACCCUCGUGAUGCUCCCGGGCAAGUCGUCUUCCGCGAGAGCAUCCCUAUGGGGGAAACCACCAUGACGCAGCAAGAGAUCCACCACCUAGUCCAGCGCAUGGGAAACGAGUACAAGGGCAACAACUAUCACUUGUUACAGCGCAACUGCAACCACUUCGCAAACGAUCUGUGCCGACAGCUAGUUGGGAGAGAUGCUCCGAGCUGGAUUAACAGGCUAGCAGGUAUCGCGGUCAUGCUUCAUUGCCUGAUCCCCACCUCCUGGGUCCCGCCCUUGCAAACGCCUUCAGCCUUGCCGACGCUGGAAGGCAGCAUUCCCGCGACUGGCCGCGACGAGGGCAAAUUGCUGCUGGAUCCGGUGGGGCAUCGAUCCGACGUUUAUGGCGAGCGGCUGCAGCCGUCGGCAAUGCUGCCCACCGCUACGGGCACCCGCGUUUGAUGUCUGUUCCGUUCGGUUGCUCCGGCGUUUGGCAGGAGGAGCCGUGUUGAGAGAGUCGUGAGAGGGUCCGCUGUGGAUUAGGUGCUCUCACUGCGGCUGUCUUAGGGCCUGCGGACCGGCACCUGGGAGGCUGUCGGAGCCCGGUGUCGAACUAGGACGGGAUUGCUUGCUACGCGGUUGGUUGCUGCAGGGGUAGGGGUGUAAAUCAGUGCUUUGAUUAUCAAGUUGCUUCAUUCUGAUGUGUUGUGAAUCUGGGUUGUGGAUUGGGGGUGAUUGGUUCUGCAAUGGCACUUGGCACCGAACCUUUUUGCGACGGUAACCCUCCGGCGACUUGGCGGCGCCACACCACCAACAGCAGCAACACUGUGUGGACGGAGCAAGGGUGUUGUUCCAAUUGCCUUCUCUGUGAGGGCCGGCAUUAGGAUUGAUGUCUCAUGCCUCCGGACGCACGGACGGCCGCCACGCGUGGCUGGAUGCCAGCAGGGACCGCUCAAACCCUUGUAGCAGCGCUUUCCUCCGUCAGCCCGUUCUAGCCUAUGACCUCCUCUCAAU